Molecule: messenger RNA, 483 nt
Organism: Letharia columbiana
Lineage: Eukaryota; Fungi; Ascomycota; Lecanoromycetes; Lecanorales; Parmeliaceae
Exons: 1
Coding region: 1-483 (160 amino acids)
Source: RefSeq, a predicted model, not a curated record
AUGGCUUGGCCGAAUACAGCGGAAAAGCGGGAGAUGAAAGAUUCAGCGUUAGAAGAACGAGCGAAUGAGCACGUUCCUUUCCCAGGCAAGAAAGCCGUCAGAAAGCGCAAAAUGGCUGCAGGAUCGCCUAAUGCGGAGCCCGAAGCUGGCCACGCGGCGCGAAAAACACCCUACCUUGUUCCAUGCGUCAAAUUACUAUGUGGCAAUCACGGUGUGAUGGUGGACGAAUUCAUAAGCUUGUAUAUCGGUGAAGAGGGUAUCUCGGAGAUCAUUGAACCGGUCUUCGAGGUCACGGAUCCGGUGUUCCGGGAAUUGCUGGCACUUGGCCAAUCCGAAAGAGCAGAGGCAGCCAAGAGGAUAUUACAGCCACUGGACGUCUUUUCAAGCGAUAUGAUGGCGUCCAUGCGAGUGUUGAAUGUUCCCGCAGGAGCUGCAUUCUGGGAAGAAUUUCCGUCGUACGUUUCCCAAAGAUACAGUCGAUGA